Sporothrix brasiliensis 5110 is the source of this 1902-nucleotide messenger RNA. RefSeq names its product molecular chaperone DnaJ. Gene Ontology annotation, molecular function: ATP binding; heat shock protein binding. Gene Ontology annotation, cellular component: cytoplasm. The coding region runs from base 1 to 1902 and encodes 633 amino acids. Lineage: Eukaryota; Fungi; Ascomycota; Sordariomycetes; Ophiostomatales; Ophiostomataceae. Gene Ontology annotation, biological process: response to heat; protein refolding. The transcript has a single exon. The record is from RefSeq and is a predicted model, not a curated record.
AUGAACACCAGCCUCUGGACCAAGGCGUCGCUGUCGGCCCGGCCGCUGGCGCCGGCAGCGCACGUGUGCCGAGCAUCGCGGACGAAGCAGACGGCCGCCCGGCGGACGUUCUCGACGACGACGACAGCGGCCACACUCCGCUCGACAUCCUCUGCGUGCUCGCAAAAGACACAGACACGCCAGCACAGCUCAGCCGCCUUCCGGCCAGCGUCCCGGCCACGGACGACGACGACGACGAUAACGACGACGACAAGUACGACGACGACAAGGACAACCGCAGCCAAGACCUCCUCCUCCCCCACCUCCUCUGCCCAACGGCGGUCCUUCCAUGCCACGGCCCCCGUUGCGGCCCAAAAGGACCCCUACAAGGUCCUCGGCGUCGACAAGACCGCCUCGUCCUCGGAGAUCAAGAAGGCCUACUACGGCCUCGCCAAGAAGUUCCACCCGGACACCAACAAGGACGCGACCGCCAAGGAGCGCUUCAGCGAAGUCCAGUCGGCCUACGAGAUUCUGUCCGACGCCAAGAAGCGCGAGCAGUACGACAUGUUUGGCGCCGCCGGCUUUGACCCCACGGGCGACCCCAGCGGCGCCGGCGGUGCCCACCCGUACGGCCCGGGAGCCAAUCCGUUUGACGGCGGCGGCAACCCCUUCCGUGGCGGCGGCGGCGGCUUCGGCGGCGGCUUCGGCGCCAACUUCAACUUUGAAGACCUGUUCCAGGCGUUUGCGGGCGGUGCGGCCGGCGGCCGGCGCGCGGGUGGUGGCGGCGGCGGCGGCUCGUCGUCGGCGGGCCAGGGCCGGAACCCCUUCCAGCAGGAGGUGCUUGUCGGCGACAACAUUGAAGUGCAGGCCAACAUCUCCUUCCUCGAGGCGGCCCGCGGCGUCACCAAGACCAUCACCAUCACGCCCCUCGUCACCUGCCACACCUGCACGGGCAGCGGCCUCAAGAAGGGCACCAAGCGCUCCAGCUGCCCGUCCUGCAACGGCACCGGCACGCGCGUGCACUUUGUCCAGGGCGGCUUCCAGAUGGCCUCGACCUGCGGCACCUGCGGCGGCACCGGCACCGCGGUGCCCCGCGGCGGCGAGUGCCGCACCUGCAGCGGCGACGGCGCCGUGCGCGAGCGCCAGACCAUCUCCGUCGACAUCCCCGGCGGCGUCGAGGACGGCAUGCGGCUGCGCGUCGACGGCCAGGGCGACGCCGCGCUGACGGGCCGCGCGGGCGGCGGGCCCGACUCGGGCGUCCGCGGCGUCCGCGGCGACCUCUACGUCUUUGUGCGCGUCGCCGCCGACGCCAAGUUCACGCGCGCCGGCGCCGACAUCCUGCACACCGCCACGGUGCCGCUGACCACCGCCGUCCUCGGCGGCGAGGUCACCGUGCCGACCCUCGAUGGGUCCGUCAAGGUCCGCGUCGCCACCGGCACCAGCACCGGCGACCGCGUCACGCUGUCCGGCAUGGGCAUGAAGAAGCUCGGCAGCAGCUCGCGCCGCGGCGGCAGCGGCGCCUCCGGCGACCUGCGCGUCGAGUUCCGCGUCGCCAUGCCCAAGUACCUGUCCGCCAACCAGCGCACCAUUGUCGAGAUGCUGGCCGACGAGAUGGGCGACAAGACGGCCAAGCGCAUCAUGAACGUCGGCCGCGCGACCGGUGCCGAUGCCGGGGCCGGCGACGGCCACAAGGGGCCGGCCUCCAAAGACGACGACCCGGCGUCGCACAACAACGAAGGCUUCCUCAAGAGCAUCUGGCACAACCUGACGAACCACCCAGCACACAAGCACGACGGCGAUGCCAAGGACAAGGCCGGCGGGAAGGGUGGCGGGAAGGGUAGCGAGACCAAGGGGACCAAGGCCACCAAGGAGACCAAAGAGGCCAAGACGGACGAAAAGAAGGACAACGAAAAGAAGCCAUAG